Moneuplotes crassus is the source of this 693-nucleotide messenger RNA. The record is from the annotation of a GenBank genome assembly. Lineage: Eukaryota; Ciliophora; Spirotrichea; Euplotida; Euplotidae.
AUUUUAUUAUGGAUAAGAUGCUUGGACUCCAUGGGAGCAACUACCUUCUCGUAAAAAGCGAGUUAGGAAGAAGCAGGCCGCCUACCAUGUUCCUUCCUGAUGAGACUUAUUCGUAUGGCGUUGCCAAUAUAUAUGAUAAAGAAGCCAUCAAGAAAUUGACUAGCUCAUGGACUAGUCAUAUUAAUUCUAAAGAAAGACUGCCAGAAAUUGAUUUCAUUAAGCUAAAUAAGAAGGGGUGUAGGAAGAUCAAGAACUCCCGAGAUUUGUCUGAGUUUUAAAAAGCAACAUGAACUACCUAGAAGAAAUUUUAAGAGAGGCAGGAAGAGAGACUAUUUGAAAUACCAAGCUGAUGUAACAAUCUCGUACGGGAAACCAGUAAACUAUCAUAAUUCCAUGAGGGAGAUUAUGUCUGGGGAAUACGGUAUUGAAGCAGAGAACAAAAGAAAAUCCCAGUACGAGAUUCGCAGUCAGCAGAGAUCCAAGAGUAGAUAUAGAAGGGCUAUUCAAAUGACCAAGGCAUCUUCGAUCCUUGCUAAAUUUAAGAAAGAACGAGCCCAAAAUAGCGAAAUACUAGAUUUCAAGAUGAAGAAGUACAAAGAUACCAAAUCUAAAGUGAGAGAUGUCAUAGACAAGCAGAUAAAGAUGAUGAAUAAGAAGAAGCAGAAAGUAAUCACAAGGAAUUCUCUACAUUAA